Camelus dromedarius (Arabian camel) is the source of this 1558-nucleotide messenger RNA. RefSeq names its product vasoactive intestinal peptide (gene VIP). The coding region runs from base 171 to 683 and encodes 170 amino acids. Gene Ontology annotation, cellular component: neuron projection; extracellular region. Gene Ontology annotation, biological process: regulation of protein localization; positive regulation of penile erection; epinephrine secretion. The transcript is spliced from 7 exons. Gene Ontology annotation, molecular function: peptide hormone receptor binding; neuropeptide hormone activity. NCBI's taxonomy places the organism in Eukaryota, Metazoa, Chordata, Mammalia, Artiodactyla, Camelidae. The record is from RefSeq and is a predicted model, not a curated record.
GUGAAAAGCAGCGCUGGCAAGAGUAGCCAGCACCAAGUUCUGGCUCAGCUCUAAGGACAAGAGAGCUGGUGGAGCCUGUCGGCCUCGCAGGACGUCAGCACCUGAGACAGCUCUAAUACUCUCCUUGGAACAGAAAGCCUCCGAGGAACACUCCUCGGCCAGGUACAGAGAUGGAAACCAGAAGUAAGCCCCAGCUCCUCGUGCUCCUGACACUUUUCAGCGUGCUCUUCUCGCAAACCUUGGCAUGGCCUCUUUUUGGAGAACCUUCUGCUCUGAGGAUGGGUGACAGAAUACCAUUUGAGGGAGCAAAUGAACCCGAUCAAGUUUCAUUAAAAGCAGACACUGAUGUUUUACAAAAUGCAUUAGUUGAAGAUGACACACCUUAUUAUGACCUAUCCAGAUACGCCAGACAUGCUGAUGGGGUAUUCACCAGCGACUUUAGCAGACUCCUGGGCCAACUUUCUGCCAAAAAAUACCUUGAGUCCCUUAUUGGAAAGCGAGUCAGCCAUAGCAUCUCAGAAGACCAGGGGCCAAUCAAACGCCACUCGGAUGCGGUCUUCACUGACAACUACACCCGCCUUCGAAAACAAAUGGCUGUAAAGAAAUACUUGAACUCAAUUCUAAACGGAAAGAGGAGCAGUGAGGGAGAAUCUCCUGACUUUCUUGAAGGGUUAGAAAAAUGAUGAAAGAGCUCUUUGGAGCAAAGCUCCCGACAACUUCCCGGUGAAUUCUUGAAGGAAAACGAUAAGCGAAGUCAUUCUAUUUUGAGUUCUUCAUAAGUAAUUCAAGAAAACAGCUUCAGUAUCAAAACCAAAUAAAUACAUUGUGUCGUGAACAUUGUGAUUUAUUUUAUUCUAAUGUAAUAACUGUGAUGUUUACAUUGUAAAUAUUAUUUGUGAGUUCUAAACUUUGUCUUUAACUCAUGAAAAUCCUGUAAUUUCAUAUGCUGUGUAUCCUUUCUAUUGAAAAUGUAUUUAAUGAUAAGUAAAUACUAGGUUAAUUUCAAUUGUAUGAGGCUUUUUGGAAGAGUGAUAAUAGAGCAAAACUGAUGUGUUUAUUUAUAGGGCAUGCAGAGGAGCGAAGCAUAUAAUCAGCAAUCUAAAUGUGAAUGUUGAGAAGAUGGAAUGCUGUGUUAAAUAAACCUCAGAGUGUCUAAGGGAUUACCAAAACAAAGAUAGAAAGACAUCCUCCAAAAAAGAUGUUCAGAAAAUGAUGUGUGUUUCUGCAUUCUUAGGCAACAUUUCUUUUGAAUGAGAUUUAAAAAGCUCUCAGAUUUGAAUCUCCAAUUGCCAGAAGCUCUCUUCUGAUCUAAUGUUUUGGUUAAGGAGAAUGGCCUCAACUUCUGACACUGGACUUUUCCUUUAUGCUUGUGUUAAGUAAGUGUAAAAUGUAAACUGAAUGGACCAUUUGUUUUUCAGUGAUUAGUAGUUUUUCCAUAAUCACUCAAAUAAUGUUUAGGGCUUUCUUCAGUGAAUGCACAUUUGGAGAAACAACUAUUUUUCCAAAAUGAUUGUAAGAAAUUAAAUAUAGAAAAUAAAGACCUUUGAUUUUCAUUGCA